UUUCAUUAUUAGUUAUUUAUUUCGUUUAUACCGCCAUUUUGAACUGCUAGCCGCCUUUUUAUAGCUUACUUAUACUUUUGAUUUAGAUAAUAUCGAAAAAGACAUAUUUUUUGAAGUCAUUUUUUUUUCAAAAUUUGCAGCAAUUAGCAGCCAUGUCUCCCUUAAAAGCCACUUUUAUUUUCUCGUAUACGUUUUUCAUUUGAAUGGCUAGUAUUGCUAGUGAUUAUGGAAGCUCGAUAUCAGAAGAGUUGACAUUGGACCCUCCACUGGAGAUAACCAUUGAUCUCUGGACUGUAGAACCUGUCUCGAAGUAUGCUGUAAAUGAUGGUGAUGCUAAUUUGAAGCAUGAAGUGUUGAAUGAAGUGACUGAAGAUGAAGGUCUCCUGUAUUACUGCUGUUCUUCGUGGUGUCGCAGGAGAAAUAUCAGUUUGUGGGGAGAUUCAGGGGAAGCGACUGGAAAGAGUCCAGACACGCCUGGCAAACGGGAGACGAGGAAGACUCUCAGAAACUCACCUGGAGACGAGCAGUUGGCCCACAGUGCUCAUUUGUACCACUACCAAUUGAAGAAGAAACAACUGUUGGAACAAGAAGCAAACCAGUCGUUUACGGAUGAGGAAGACAAAGAACAUCUGAUGGGUGGUGGGAAUGUAGACAGUGCGGGAAGAGUAAGUAGUGGAGAUAGGAGUGACGGGGGUGCCAGUUUGAGCAGCGACAGAGGAGGAGGAUCGGCGAGUGGAAGAAGUAGCAGGAACAGUACUUUGAGAAGCUCUAGUGGACCUCGAGAGUCUGUGGCUCUGGUCAGCACAUCUGCCCACGACUCAUCGGAUGUUGCCACAGUUUACGAGUGCACUGGACUAGCUACCUCAAAUGACUUAGAAGAGAUGGUUGUGCGUAAUCCCGUAUUCCAACAUGACAUCUCCAAUGAAACACUGGAAGACGACGAUGAAGAUGACGAUGACGAAGACGUGCAAGUACCUUCUAACUUGAGUAACGACCGGACCCGAAUGAACGGGGAGCAUAGGCCAUCUCAGGAACAGUACCCCUACCCACAGCAGAACCCUAGAACAUCCUCAGCUGAGCAAAGGUCAUUGCGAUCCGCCGGUAGAAGAUAAACCCUCGCCUCAAAUCAUAUGUGCCUGAGCUAGUUAGUUUUUUUGAAGUCCAGUAGUCAUUAGAUUUGGUUGCUGUGUUGCAUGCAAGAAACUGGAUGUCUCUGUUGAAACUAUUUGCCUUUCUGGGCUGAAAUUAAAAUCGCCUGAUGGAAUGAACCAAGAGCGCAUUUAAGUUGGGAAACCCUAUUCCCUCAGUAGUACUGGGAGCCUUUCAUCCGCAUAGGGAAGCUUUGCAUGAUAACCGACCGAGGCUAAAUUUUUCUGUCCUUGCCAGGAUAUUCUCUUGAAAAAAUAUUAAGAACUAAGUUUACGGUUUUUGACGUCCGCUGCCUCCGCGCAUUCAAAUCCUAGAUUCGCCCUUGCUGUCAGGCGAGAAUAUCUAAAGCAUAUUUGAAGCUUCUUAAAUUUAAAUUCUAUCAAAUAUAUGUAUGGUGCUUUUUCAUUGUUCAGUACGUUUGAUAAUGUUGAUGAUUUCAAUAUUAUCUCUAUCAAAAGUCGAAUAACUUUACGUGGCUAAUUUCAUAAAUGAUGUCAAAUUCUAGUGAAAAAAUUAUAAUUUGAAAUUGAAAUUAUUUUAAUUUAAAAUAAACUGAAGUUUUUGUUUUAUUGACAUGCUUUGAAUACAGGAACUUAGACGCAAGCCAAAAAAGUUUUUGAUCAGUUUGACUCGAAAGCAGUUGGCAAUGAC
Messenger RNA from Symsagittifera roscoffensis, 1800 nucleotides. RefSeq lists its product as uncharacterized. NCBI's taxonomy places the organism in Eukaryota, Metazoa, Xenacoelomorpha, Acoela, Convolutidae. The transcript has 5 exons. Gene Ontology annotation, cellular component: membrane. Bases 204 to 1112 code for a protein of 302 amino acids. The record is from RefSeq and is a predicted model, not a curated record.